UCCGGCUUUGUGUGUGUGCGUGUGCGUGUGCACAUACAGUACAUGUGUCAGUGCGCAUGUGUUUUGUCCAAUGUGUGUGUGAACAGGUAGAGGCCAGGCAACGAGCCAGAGGCAGCCUGUGAUAGGUUGAGGGACAGUGUGACGUGUCAGUGAGAUGCUAUAGAAGCACCGAGCUGGCGGGAGCAAGCUGCCUCUUCUGCCUGGAGAGAAGGAGUGGAAAAGAAAGAGCGAGAGAGAAAUAUAGGACCAACUCCUUGUGACGUUCUACAACUCUCUGAGGAACCGCACCAGUCCUCUCCUUUGAGAACAUCCACUUCCCUCCCACACACUCUCUAUCUGCUCCCCUCCAACUAGGUGGAGGGCGACAGAAACCAAGAAAGAAAGAAAAGAGAGACUGCGAGAGGGAGGUUGAGGGUAGUAAGCGUUCCACCACAUGGCUAGAAUCUAGAGGGCCAGUAGGGAGCGUUUCCAGGGCAGGAGAGCAGUGUGGUAGCCGGUGAAGGACAGAACAGCAUGGCCCUGUUCAGCACUGGCCCUCAGAGCCUGGGCUCCUACUACUGCCUCAUCCGCAGGAGGUUCAAGAGGAGGCGCAAGAAGCGCAGCGAGCGCCAAGGUGGAGCCGGAGCUAGGCAGCCCCGGGCCCAGCAGAAACUCUUCACCAUGGAUGUGGAUGAAGAGGAGAACAUGAGUUCGAGCAGCACCGACGUUAAGGAAAACCGUAACCUGGACAACGUCUCCUCCAAAGAGGGGGCAGCUGUAGGCGAGCAGCUCCCCAAUGGCAGUGGCGGGGGCAGCAGGAAGCGCCCCCUAGAGGAGGGCAACAAUGGCCACACGCUGUCCAAGUUCCGGGCCAAGAAGCGUAAGAAAACACCGGGCCCGGUUCUACCAAAAAAUGCACUUAUGCAGCUGAAUGAAAUCAAGCCGGGGCUCCAGUAUAAGCUGCUGUCUCAAACCGGUCCGGUCCAUGCUCCCGUGUUUGUCAUGACCGUUGAGGUCAACGGUCAACUGUUCGAGGGCUCAGGUCCGACUAAGAAGAAGGCCAAGCUGAAUGCGGCAGAAAAGGCCCUGCGCUCCUUUGUCCAGUUCCCCAACGCCUCCGAGGCGCACCUGGCUAUGGGCCGGACACUGACAGUCAACACGGACUUCACAUCCGAUCAGGCCGACUUCCCAGACAUGCUCUUCAAUGGGUUUGAGACGCCCGCACCACCCGAGGACUCCUUUUACCUGGGAUCCAAUGGCAGCGGCUCCUUAAACUCGCUGGGAGAGUAUCCCCUGCCCUCCACGCCAGGUGCUAACCUUGCCCAGGCACCGUUGCCCCCUCCCUCCUCCUUCACCUCAAACUCGAGCGGAAAGAAUCCCGUCAUGAUCCUCAACGAGCUGCGGCCGGGCCUCAAGUACGACUUUGUGUCGGAGAGCGGUGAGAGCCACGCCAAGAACUUUGUCAUGCAGGUGUCGGUGGACUCACAGCAGUUUGAGGGCUCUGGACGAAACAAGAAGCUGGCCAAGGCCCGGGCCGCCCAGGCAGCCCUCUCAGCCCUCUUCAACAUGCAGCUGGACCAGACACCCUCCCGACAGCCCAUCCCCAGAGAGGGACUGCAGCUCCACCUACCCCAGGUUCUCGCCGACGCCGUCUCUCGCCUGGUGGUGGACAAGUUCAGCGAGCUGACGGACAACUUCACCUCGCCCCACGCGCGACGGAAAGUCCUGGCGGGAGUUGUCAUGACAACAGGCACAGACGUGAAAGAGGCCCAAGUGAUCUGCGUCUCCACGGGCACCAAGUGCAUCAAUGGCGAGUACAUGAGCGACCGCGGCCUGGCACUCAACGACUGCCACGCAGAGAUUAUCGCCCGCCGCUCGCUCAUCCGGUACCUCUACGCCCAGCUAGAGCACUUCCUAAGCAACAACAAGGAGGAGCAGCAGAAGUCUAUUUUCAUGCGCUGUGACAAGCGUGGCUACCGGCUAAAGGACAAUGUCCAGUUCCACCUCUACAUCAGCACCUCGCCCUGCGGAGACGCACGCAUCUUCUCGCCGCAUGAGGCCGGCAUGGAAGACCAAGGAGACCGCCACCCCAACCGGAAGGCACGGGGCCAGCUGAGGACCAAGAUAGAGUCUGGGGAGGGGACCAUCCCUGUGAGGACCAGCAACACCAUCCAGACAUGGGACGGGGUGCUACAGGGAGAGAGGCUGCUCACCAUGUCCUGCAGUGACAAGAUCGCAAGAUGGAACGUGCUGGGCAUCCAGGGAUCUCUGAUGAGCUACUUCACGGAGCCCAUCUACUUCUCCAGCAUCAUCCUGGGCAGCCUGUACCACGCCGACCACCUCUCCCGGGCUAUGUACCAGCGCAUCGCCGACAUCGAGGACCUGCCCCAACAGUUCAGCCUCAACAGGCCUCUAUUGAGCGGCAUCAGCAACGCAGAGGCGAGGCAGCCGGGCAAGGCGCCCAACUUCAGCGUGAACUGGGCAGUGGGCGACCAGGCGCUGGAGGUCAUCAACGCCACCACGGGCAAAGACGACAUGGGGCGCGCCUCGCGCCUCUGCAAGCACGCCCUCUACAGCCGCUUUAUUCGCCUGCACUCCAAGUUGUCAUCCACACUGAGGAUCAAGGUGUCCAAGCCCAGCUCGUACCACGACGCCAAGGAGGCGGCUGUAGAGUACCACAACGCCAAGCAGACGCUGAUCAAGGUCUUCCACAAGUCGGGCCUGGGGGCCUGGGUGAAGAAGCCCAUCGAGCAGGACCAGUUCUCCCUCAACUCCUGAUCGGGCGAUUAGGGGGGAACCUCUUCACUCAACCCACCGCACCCCAACCCCCCUCUCUAGACCUGAGAGAGGCUCUUCGAAUCUACCAGCCACUGAGACUUCACGUGUGUGCGUGCGUGUGUGUGUGCGUACAUGCGUAUGUGUGUGUGUGUAUGUCUGUCUGAGUGUGUGUAUGAGAAAUAAUGCACGUGGUUCUGGCCUCCUCCCUCCGUCCCCAAUCACUCUGCUCUCAUUCCUCAUCGCUGUGACGUCAUCACUUGCUGUGUCUGUCUGUUUGUUUUAAACCAACUAAAAUUCAAAUACCUUUUUAUGUCCUUAUGGCAAUAAAAAUGUAUGGUAUUUUAAACUGGAAUCCUUUUUAGUCUUUUUUUUUUGUAAGAUUUUACAUGAGGUUGUCCAUAUACCAUGUAGUUACUAUAUAAGUACUUCUGUAACUAGAAUGUACAAUGAUUGGCCGGAUUCCAUUUCUGUCAUUCAGUUAAAUGUAAUUUCACUAGGAAACCCAAAUGCCGUAUGACUUCAUGGUAUAUUUUUUUACGUAUUGUGAGAUUUGACCUUUUCUUUUCCUAUUUUAUUACAUUUUUGCCCCUGUAUUAAAAGCACAUAGGACAUGAUGCUAAAUACUCAUCCAAAAUGGUGGUUACAGUCAUUGAAUCAUCAUUCAUUUGAAAUAUUCUCUUGUGAACAUUUUACGCUUAUUUAUUUAUUUGAUGACGAUGUUGGUCAUUGAAACCAUUCCCAUUCCUAUUCCAUACUUGAACAGGGGCCCUGGUGGAGGCUGUUGAUGAUUCCCCUCGAGUCCUUUGGCCUAGGGAGUUUAGGCGAUUGGGUAGGCGCUGCACGUUUUUUCUUAUUGACUUAAGCCAUGGCUUUGCAUGGGAACUGUCUUCGAGGUCUGCAGAGCUGAUUUGGUAGGGAACCACCAGGAUCUCCUCGAGUGAAUUUUGAAUGCCAGCAUCUUAUUUCUGCACAGGCAGCUUCAAAUCAUUUUUCUCUCUUUGUAUGUGUUUGUUUUUGGGGAGGGAGGGGCUUUGUUUUUAGAAUUGAAACUUUUGACUCUUUUUUGUGAGGAUUGAAGGAUUGCACUGUAACUGAAUAAUGACAGGAAUGAAGUCUUUCCAUCAAUGACACUGCAUAGGAGCUACAUUACACCUUCAUAAGCAUGAGCCUCAUGGACAUUAUGCAUCCAUGCCCUGGGCAUUUAUAAAUGCUUAUGUUAACAACCUCAGUUUGAUAUGUCAUGGUCAUGCUACACAAUACAAGUAAGGUGACAUAACACAUCUUGUGUCUGGGGUUGUUAUGAAGGUGUAAAGUAGUCCAUAUGUCAUGUCAUUCAUAGAGAGCUGGGAAGAGCUUAUGUCAUCAUUUAAAUACCUUUUAAAGGCCCAAUGCAGCCGUUUUUAUAUCAAUAUCAAAUCAUUUCCGGGUAACAAUUAAGUACCUUACUGUAAAGAAUUUUUUUUAAAACAAAAAGCAAGAAUUUUGUUGGACUUUCUGGGAGUAAACUAGCUGUUAUUGGCAGAGAGGUUUGGAACUUUCUUUGUUAUUGGUCUAUUAACCAAUUUACAGCAUGUGAUGUCACCAUGGAAAGCCAAAACUCCCACCCAUGCAAACCUGCUGAUUAAAAAGUCCUGUGUAGAUUGUAUUUUCAACCAGCAACUAUCAGGAAAUAACACUGAUCAACAUUGUUUCACACUUUUCUAGUGUUAGUUUAAUCAGCUGUUGUACACAAUGAUAUAAAACACAGGAAAAACUGCACUGGGCCUUUAAAGGCAACACGAAUGCUGAUUGCUCAUUGUGUGAGUAAACUUCCAAGGGAACACAAAGAAACGCAUGAGAGUUUUUACAAAGCUGAGUUUGGUACCACCCACCCACCAAAUGACCAAUCUGUGUAUGCUCGCUCCAAGUCCUAUUGGUCCAUAUACCUGGGUAUUCUAUAAGCCCUGUUCUCCACUGUCUGCCGUGUGCUAAUCUUUUCUAUUUCAACUAUUUCUACAACAUGAUAAACUCUGGAUGCCAGUAAUGACAACUUGGUCAUAUACCUGUAAUAUCAGCAUUGUACAUUUGUUUAUUAUUGAACGUUGUGCGUUGCACUUGAUGGCCAGUGACAAACCACAAUUUGAACCGACACGCUGCAAAGGGAUUGAUAUUAUGAGAUAUUCUUUACUUAGUGUAUUUUUAUAUCCAAUAUAUUUGGUUCAAAACAGCAGGGGAAGGUGUUUGGUUUGAGUCCCAGCAUUGUGUGUGUCGUGUGUGUGUAUGUCUAGAGUGAGGUGAGUGUGUGUGUGCGCAUGACACAGCUCGAUAAACGUCAUAACAAGAUAUUAGAGAUUGCUGUGGAAUCUUCACCAAAGAUUAUGUCCUUGUGUUUUCCCACAAUUUUCUUUUUGAGCUACAAAAUUUUAAAAAAUGGGAAUUAUUUUUUUAACACCUGUGUUUCUCACACACAAAUUGCUGAUUAAAAUAUUACAAUGUUUUAGUUAUUGUACUUUCAUUUGACCAAUUUAUUUGAUUUGUAUAGAACAAUGGGUUUGUGUUCUGUUGUAUUCCAGCUUCGUGAUGGAAUCUUACUUGUCGGGCUCUUUCAGUACAUCUGUAGCUGUUGAUUACCAAGGUGUAAAUAUUGUGAACCUCUCUGAUGUUAUAUUGCUGUGGAAUGAUGGGGAUAGGAUUAAUACUGGUUAAAAAUGUGAUGCCUGUGCAACUAUUCUUCCUUCACUGUCUAGUUCUUGUUCCCCCCCCCCAUGAAACUGCUGGGAUGUAUUUGAUUUGUUUUUGUCCUUUACUUAGAACUCUUUUAAAAAAGCUAGUCAGGUUCUUUUACUGCAACGGCCAGAGAUUUGCUAGUCAUUGUAGAGCAAAAGUCAAAUGUCCUGUGUUGCUGUGUCCUUGUGAUACAAAUGUAUGUUCGGAAUCAUGUACGUCCCCCCUACCCCCACCGACAGAGGGGGAACCAUGCCACGAUGCAGGCCUCAGCCAAGAGAACUGGAUCAAGGUCACAAGCAAUAUAACCCCCAACGCCCUUUUUAAUGAGGCCCAACCCGGAACAGGAGCAAAAAGAAUGGCUCCCCUCCCCCUCUGUUCUCCCCCUUGUCGUAAUCUCUUUAUAAACUGACUGUCUGAAACUUUCUUUAAAGACUGCCUGCUUCUCUAUAGUAUGUUCCUAAUUUUUUUUGACUGCACUAAAGAUGUCAAUCGAUGAUGUCAUGACACAAACCGUCCCCCAAAAUGGACAGGUCGAAACUAUUUCCAAGAAGCUGAACUGCAACCCUAUAACCUAGUGGUCCCAGUGGUCUAUAGUCCCCAGUCGGUCGUUUGGUCAAGACGGUCGGCCGCCCUGACCGCGUGGUGACUGGUGACUGUUAAGUGGUCCCUAUGUGGUCCACUCGGGUGGUCAGAGAACUCCUCCACCCUCCUCACCCCACGUCCGCUGUGCAACCUGUACCCGGACCACCAUCUUUGCAUGUGCUCCCACUCUGAAGCUGCACCUAAAGCAUGACGACAUACUUUUAAAGGACUCGUAUGUAGAAAAAUAACGGAUAAAUAGAUAUAUUAAAAUGAGCAAAAAAUAAAUAAAGGAGACCAUAGUUUA
Messenger RNA from Oncorhynchus tshawytscha (Chinook salmon), 6349 nucleotides. It is a transcript of the gene adarb1b, whose product is annotated as adenosine deaminase RNA specific B1b. The transcript has 10 exons. Bases 514 to 2757 code for a protein of 747 amino acids. Gene Ontology annotation, cellular component: cytoplasm; nucleolus. The record is from RefSeq and is a predicted model, not a curated record. Gene Ontology annotation, biological process: RNA processing; adenosine to inosine editing. Gene Ontology annotation, molecular function: double-stranded RNA adenosine deaminase activity; tRNA-specific adenosine deaminase activity; double-stranded RNA binding. NCBI's taxonomy places the organism in Eukaryota, Metazoa, Chordata, Actinopteri, Salmoniformes, Salmonidae.